AUGCUUAGCGGAAGCAUAAAUACUGUAGAACUAUUUGCUAUCACGUGCUGCAACGUAAUCCUUCGCCUCAAGCCUGAUGGGAGACACAUCCUUGCUCCUGCCAGCCUCCUGCGUUUCACUCACUCCUGCUCAGCUUCACAUGAACAUCAACAUUCGCUUUCCAUAAGUCAAGCGAUCAAAAGAUGCCUUGAUACUGAGAAAUUUCGCGGUAGUCCUGUGAGGAUUUUUAUCCGGCAAGAGACCGCAGGUUUCAGCUGGACGCAGAUUAGGCAGCGUGCACCCCGAACAACGUACUGGGUCGUUCUCGAUAGCAUCAGCAUCACCUCAGGAGUGAAUUCAGCCACAUGUGAGGAAAGGAAAAUGGAGUCGGGGAGCCUUGUGGACGUCUGGCCAUUGAUUACAGAUGGAACUUAUUCCAGCGACCUUGCACAUGAAUACUCUCCGUCGCGGGGGCCGAAAGCAAAAGCCCACAAGUUGAAUGCUGGGAUGAACUCGGUCGCUAUGCUGAUCAGAUGCAACGACUUAUGGCCUCGACUGAUUCUGAUUCUUGGACCAGUGACCGAGACCUUCUUCGGCUACGAUAUAAUCCUUGCUGAUGAACAGCAUUGCUCCAGAUUCCCCGCACGUGAAUCUAAACUUCUUGAUGAGUUGACCGCGGACAGGCAGCUUCAUCUACCCUGGGAACAAACCACACUCGGGCCUCAUGUGAUGCAGAUACAGGUCGUCGAUGUUCAACUAGCUACCGUGCGUCCAGACGGUUCCAAACUUUCGAGCGCAACGAAUCGCGCGGGUACACCCAGACUACGGCCACCUCUGUUGCGCUCAAAUGCUCACGAUAGUUCGUUUUAUGGAAGUAGGCGCGACGAGAUUCAUUAUGAAAAGCAUUUUAUUCUUCGACUCAUCGUCAAUGCAGCACAUGGCAGAAAAAUGGAAGCAUCGGACGGCAGCUGUGUGGAGGCGGCCAGUCAGACAAAUUUUCAGCAGAGCCAAAUGAAUAAUGACGAGCAUCUUCACAUGCUGCCACCGUUCCCUCACUUUCAGUUCACUUCUGCCGCCGCGUUGACUGACGACAGCUUCAAUUCCAACCAGCAUGUGCGGCAUUCAUCCCGCCCAAACAAUUGCCUCCCUCAUCACUUCUUUGCUUGA
Pseudocercospora fijiensis CIRAD86 is the source of this 1146-nucleotide messenger RNA. RefSeq lists its product as uncharacterized. NCBI's taxonomy places the organism in Eukaryota, Fungi, Ascomycota, Dothideomycetes, Mycosphaerellales, Mycosphaerellaceae. Bases 1 to 1146 code for a protein of 381 amino acids. The record is from RefSeq and is a predicted model, not a curated record. The transcript is spliced from 5 exons.